Lineus longissimus is the source of this 950-nucleotide messenger RNA. RefSeq names its product retinol dehydrogenase 12-like. The transcript has 6 exons. The record is from RefSeq and is a predicted model, not a curated record. Bases 1 to 828 code for a protein of 275 amino acids. Lineage: Eukaryota; Metazoa; Nemertea; Pilidiophora; Heteronemertea; Lineidae.
AUGCCGAGAUUUUCUUGGAGGCAAAAGCGCUUGGAUGAACAGGUUGCCAUCGUGACCGGCGCGAAUACAGGCAUCGGAAAGGCUAGUGCGUUAGAUCUUGCUGAAAGAGGUGCCAAGGUAAUUAUGGCAUGCAGGAACCUGGACAGAGGGAACGAGGCCGCCGAUGAUAUACGACAGACCGGGGUGGAAGCAAGCAAUGUGGUCGUUAUGAAGCUUGACUUAGUCGACUAUCAGUCUAUUAGGGAUUUCGUGAACGAAUUUAAUUCGAGUAAGCCAAACGCUUCUCCUAGUCCACUGGAACUUUCAUGGGCCUUGUUCAAGAAGCGUACGUUAACGCCAGAAGGAAAUGAGAUGACGUUCCAAGUUAACCAUUUAGUAUACGCUUCUUUGCUCCCCUUUCCAGGCAGUGGCGUCACUACAUACGCCCUUCAUCCUGGGGUCUUUAAAACGGAGCUGGUAAGGGACGUCAAAGACUCGUGUUUCUUCCGAUUUUUGUCUUGUUUGACUUCGGCGUUUACUAAGUCUGCUGCCAAUGGUGCUGCUACUACAAUAUACUGUGCAACAGCUGACGAUAUUCCUAGCGGGGAAUACUACAGCGAUUGCAAAAGAAAGAACCUCAAAAGCAUAGCAAGGAAUCCAUCAGCGGCAGCAGAACUGUGGAAAGUGAGUGAGAAACUAGUUGGCUUGUUACCAUCAGCAGAAGGCGAGGAUCAAAAUGAUCGUAAAACGUUGACUUUUCAGAAAGCUGACUGUGAUAUUAAAUGUACACUUGCGCUGAUUGGUCAAAAUGUCAUGAUCGAAAAAGUUCCGGAACUACUACAGGACUAAAUAGGCCUACAUCAUGCAUGUAGUGCAGUUUAGAAAUGGCGUGUUGUGAAUACAUGUUAACGAUAUACUAAUUAGUAGCAACGAUCGAAAUAAUGAGAGCAGAGAGAGAUCUUUUGACGAUG